GAUGAAGCAGGGCUUUUUAAGCGGAACUGUAACGUUACUAGCAAAGCUCAAUGUGACUUUUCUGAGCUGGUCGCCAAACGUUGCGAUUAAAAUGUUUCUCACCGCCGUCAAUCUUGCCAAGAGCAAAUCAAAGACCGUUCUGGUUCAGAUGAUGAGCGCAGCAGGGACAGGUUACUGCUUCAACACAAAGAGAGGACGACUAAGAGACAAACUGGUCUUGCGAAAGCAUGACCCUUUUGUGAAUAAGCAUGUUCUUUUCUUUGAGAAGAAGAAGAUCCGCUCUAUCUGAGCACGGACCAGACUUGAACUGAUGAUACGGACACUGGGAGAAGUUCAGGCUCUUUUUGUACUUAAACAUGCAGCUUGUAUGCAUUGUUUAAGGUUGUUGCCAAGGACCGGAUAUAUGAGUAAGAGCUCAAGGAAGCUGACCAACGUCAGACAUAUCAAACGGCUCACAAUACCAUCAAGAAUGACGAGAAGUCCCACUGGAACCAGAGGAUGUCUGUCCAUCUAUGAUUAUUAUUUACAGAGAAAGAAUCCUGCAGUGGUCGGCGUUUAGUUUUAAGUUGAGAAAAUGUCUGUCUUAUAAGUUCCAGCGUCACAGUAAUAUUUAAAAACUUUUGAUUUGUAUUGUUGAAGUUUUGCUAAAAUACAAGAAGUAUAUCGUAUUAGACGUAAGUAAUGUCUUUUUAUUUAAACACAUUAAAGCAGUUAAACAUGAGGCCAUUAAGAGCCCUCAGCUUCAUUCAUAUGAAAAGAUGUUCCUGUAUUAACAUUAACAAAAAGAAUUAUUAAUAAUUUUCAUUAAUUACUUUGUUUAAUAACACAUGCAGUCCCUUGCAAAAGUAUUUUACUACCUUUUGUAUACUUUUGUCAAACCUCAGAUCAGACCAAGCUGAGAAGUGAGUCCCAAAAGUGCUGAAAACCGCAUUAAAUGCUUGCUCUGUUGUCUCCGUUGUUAAGGUAACUUGGACACCGCAAAUCAUGUCCACCCAAACUCAAGGACCCUAAAUAGCAUUGUUUAGGCAAAGAAGGUAAAUAUAAUAUCACAGGGUUUCCAUGUGAGCUCUUUCUUCCUUAGUAAUCAUGAUGUGGAAGCUGCUUUAUUCUACCCAUGCACUGUCUAACAGAGCCUGCUUCCAAUUACAGCAUCUAAACAAGAACUAGUCAUAAGAGAAGCUUAAAGUUAUGAUGUGUGAUGCAAAGCCAUCCCUGUCUCUGACCCUUGAAACAGUCCAUAUAGUGUGCCACGGUGAUGGCAACACAGCAUAACUAGACUACUAAAACCCUUAGGGCCAGUUUCCCUGACCCAGAUUAAGCCUAAGCCUAAACUAAAAAGAAUUUUCAAUGGUGAUUCACUGUUGGCACAUCAGUUUAGUCCAAGACUAGGAUUAAUCCAUGUCUGAGAAACCAGCCCUUAAUGUUUAACCAAAAGCAGGAUAAGAUUUAUUGCAGCGACUUAAAAAUUAACAAAAGGAAUGUCUAGUUUGUUAAAUUUUACUGUGCAAACCUUAAUUGUGAGUUUGUAAUAUAACUGUUAUUUGUAAUGCACCAAAAAAUGCUGGCCUGACCUGCCCAGUCUUGAAAACCUCAUGACUACAGUUUACUCAAAGCUUUUAUUGAAGGG
Colossoma macropomum (tambaqui) is the source of this 1627-nucleotide messenger RNA. It is a transcript of the gene mrpl33, whose product is annotated as mitochondrial ribosomal protein L33. Gene Ontology annotation, molecular function: structural constituent of ribosome. The transcript has 4 exons. Gene Ontology annotation, biological process: translation. Gene Ontology annotation, cellular component: mitochondrion; ribosome. The record is from RefSeq and is a predicted model, not a curated record. Bases 2 to 289 code for a protein of 95 amino acids. Lineage: Eukaryota; Metazoa; Chordata; Actinopteri; Characiformes; Serrasalmidae.